Molecule: messenger RNA, 3120 nt
Organism: Bicyclus anynana (squinting bush brown)
Lineage: Eukaryota; Metazoa; Arthropoda; Insecta; Lepidoptera; Nymphalidae
Product: peptidoglycan-recognition protein LB
Exons: 5
Coding region: 287-949 (220 amino acids)
Biological process (GO): innate immune response; peptidoglycan catabolic process
Molecular function (GO): zinc ion binding; N-acetylmuramoyl-L-alanine amidase activity; peptidoglycan binding
Source: RefSeq, a predicted model, not a curated record
AUCCCUGGCCGUGCCAGCGGCUAUACAUAGCUCUACCAUCGUUGCUUACUAGCUAUAGUAUGGCCCUCGCCGCCGAAGAAUGGACAGUGGCCUUAUUAUUCCUCGUGUUUACUUUUGAUACGAAAAAUGACGUUCGAAAGUAAUUAGUGAAAUUGAAGAAUCGGUUUUGCGGUUAUCGAGUUUAUCGGCAAUAGGUCACAACGUUUCUAAAUUAUAUUACAUAGAGUGUCCAAAUUAUAUAAAAACAUUGCGAGAAGCUGGAACUACUUGAUGGAAAGUUGUGACGAUGGUUUUUAUUAAAUUCGUGAUGUGUACAAAUAUAUUGGCCGUCGCGGUGGGAGCACCUGGAGUGUUCAAAACAGACGCAGACUACAAUGAAGUAUCAUCGUACGAUUUCCCGUUCGUGUCGCGAGAGCAGUGGUCGGCUCGCACUGCUAAAGAGAAGUUGCCCCUGCAGACCCCAGUGCCCUACGUAGUCAUCCACCAUUCCUACACACCAGCGGCGUGCUAUGACGGCAUUCAGUGUAGGCAAGCCAUGAGGAGCAUGCAGAACUUUCAUAUGGACGAUCGCGAUUGGUGGGACAUUGGAUACAGUUUCGCUGUGGGCUCAGACGGCGCGGCGUACGAAGGCAGGGGCUGGGACGUGAUCGGCGCACACGCACUGCAUUUCAACAACGUUAGCAUUGGAAUAUGCCUCAUUGGCGACUGGUCCGAUUGUCUACCUCCGACGAAUCAACUAAAAACAGCUCAAGCUCUAAUAGCAGCGGGAGUGGAACUGGGAUACGUGAGAGCUGAUUACAAACUGGUGGGGCACAGACAAGUGCGCGACACGAUGUGCCCCGGGGACACGCUCUACGAAGAGAUACAGACUUGGGAACAUUACUCCCAUUUUCCAUCUACGGUUGACGAUUUACCGAAAGUGAAAGAAAUUUAUUUGAUUUUAGAGUAGGUAAUGUACAAUGACUUCAUACUCUACGUGUGUAGUCUGCCGAUACGCAUUGGGCCAGCGCGAUGGACUACAGGCCUAAUUCCUUUAAUUAUGAGAGGAUACUCGUGCUCCGCAGUGACUCGAGUAUGAAUUGAUAAUGAUGAUAAUCAUGAAUGUACAAAGAAUAAUACUUAUUUAUGGUAUAUUAUGGUAGUAAUAAGUAGGUACCCAAUUCAAGUUAAACAUAGACAUAGAGAUAUUAUGUAAGUAAUUAAAUAUUUUAGAAUUUUAACUGUCGUGAGUGUUAUUCAUAUUAAAAUAAUUUCUAUAAAACACGGUAAAACUCCAAAGAUCCAGCUCUUGACUAACUGCCCCGUAUGCGUUUGAAACUAGUCGGGCCUACUCCGACAUUGAGUGCCGUGUUAUAAAGUAAAAAUAAUUUAUUUUAGUAAGAUAAGCUAAGUGCCUCAUUGUUGGCAGAUUUGCAGACUAAAAUGCAAUAUUUUUGUGACUAUAAAGGUGCUGACAGACUUGAGCAUUUACUUGUAACAGAACAUCGAGCAUUCGCCGUUUUUAUAUUUAUCGAACUGAACAACGAGCCGAGCCAAGCAUAGAGUCAAUUGCUAAAACAUCUUGAAAUUUUUUAAACAGAACUUCUUGGCUCGGCAAAAAGCUCCAAGCAAAUCUACUCGCUAGAAUGCUUUUGUAUUUUUGUGUGAUGUAACAUUUAAAUUAAUCCUUAAAAUAGAAUUACGGUUACAAUAAUUCCCAUAGAGCUAAAAAUUGGUAUGAAUGUUCACAAUAAAUAUAAUAAUUUUUAUAGUUCUUUGAACUGCUGUAUCACGGAAAUGACAAUACUUUUGUCUAAACUAUUUUUGCUGUUAAACUCACCGUUUAGCUAAAAAACGCGAAAAACCUAUUUUUGCAAACUUUCACCAUCAAUCAAUUUUUUUGCACAAGGGGGAUUGAUUGUGUCUAUUUACCUUCAAAGUGUUAUUUGACUGGAUUACAAGUCUAUCAGCUUUACUUUAACCUUUACUUUAACUUGUCACUGUCACGAUAGCUAAAAAAAGAACAGGAAGGUAGAGUAGGUAUAAUAUACGCUCACCGGCGAGUUUCAAUGAGAUCCCGAAGCAUCCCAAUAUGCACUGUACUGUGACUGAGGGCUCACAAAGAGAUUUCCCCCCCAAUAAAAAAAAAAUAAAAAGGUAUAAUAUACGGUGGGUGGCUGUAUGUGUGUACAAUUGAUUCUUCUAUUUUUAGAUAAUUAAAUAUAUCAUAACUAUUCAUAUGUUAAUAGUGAAACUAUCCAUGACACAUGAAGCUUGGUUGAAUUAAACGUUAUUAUUGGAUAGAAGCAGGCGUUACUUUGCGGAAGUUCAUCAUCAUUAUAUAAUUAAACGUUAUUGCCUACGUGCGUUUUAUUGUAAAUAACUAAAUAUAUAAAUAUACUUAAACAAUACACAGCACUGUCUAGCCCCAAAGUAAGCAUACAGAGUAGCUUGUGUUAUGGGUACUAAGAUAGUUGAUAUUAUAAUAUUCAUAUACAUUUAUAUACUACAUAUAAAUACUUAUAUAAUGUAUAAAUACACACAGACACUGGAAAACACCCAUGCUCAUCAUACAAAUAUUUUCCAGUUGUGGGAAUCGAACCCACGGCCGUGGAUGCAGAAAGCAGGGUCACUACCCACUGCGCCACGCGGCCGUCUAUAUUAACUAGUUAUGUAACUAGGUAAUGCAAAGUAUAUUUUCAUUAUAGUAGCGCUAUUCUUCAAUUAUGUUUUUAUAACUCGACAGUGCGAGUUUCGAAUUCGUCUCAAUCCCUCCCAUGUAUUAGAAAGAAAGAGAGAGAGAGAUAGAGGUGAAUUUGAAACUCGCAAAGUCGAGUUAUAAAAACAUUGCUGCCGGUGCUAUUUAAGCAUUGAUUUUAGUUUUGAAACUGAGAUGAUCAUGUUUUAAACUAGUACCUUAUUUUAUGUAUUCUCUGCUAUAACACAGUUAUAGUUUUAAUAAGUAAGUUUUGAUUUUCAUGACUUGAAUUAUAUUAAGACAACUUCAAUGACUUGGUAGUCGGAGAAUACACAAAUUAUGGGUUUUUCAUGGUUAAUUAUUCAUGUCAUGUAAAAAUUCCAUUGAGGUUAAUUUUAUCUCCAUUUUAUGUUAUUAAUAAACAACUAAAAUUUUACUCUAAA